GUUUUGUGUCCGCUGUAAGUUUCGAUUCAGAGUCCCGUGAAGCAGACGUUGGUCGACACUGCGACAGCAUGUUUUCAUGGGGAGAGGACGGUCACCGGGGCUUUCGGCUAAAGGGAGGCGUGAAUAGCGACAGCGGGCCGCCAACGGACGUCGGGGGUCAUCGUUUAAACCUCGGUUAUCACAUCGCCGAUCUCUCCGCGGGCCGCAGCGCGCUGGCUUUCGUCAAAACAAACGGAAAUGCGUUCGUUAUUCGCAGGAGCGAAAGCAAAGACGGGAGAAGAGUCAGAGGGAAGCAGAAGUUUGUGAAGUGUAAAGAGAAGAUUCAGGCCGUGGGUUGUCAUGAUGAUGAUGAUGUGGUCACACUGCUGUCCGAGGGGGGAAAAGUUCUCUGUGUGGACAUGACCAGUGCUUACAAUCUAAAGCCCCUGGAAGCUUUGUGCAACAUACAGGUGUCUCAGGUUGCUUGUGGGAGCCAGCACUCAGUGGCCCUCACCAAAGGUGGUCAGGUGUAUACAUGGGGCCGGGACUCCAGGGGCCAGCUGGGUCAGGGGAGGAGCGAGCCCGGCGCCGGCUCCCCCCAACACAUCCGAUCUCUGUCAGCACUCCCCCUGGUCCAGGUGGCUGCAGGGGGAGAGCAGAGCUUCGGCCUCUCGGUCUCCGGAGGCGUGUUCGGCUGGGGCGGAAACGACCGCGGGCAGCUCGGGCUGGGAGACACAACAGACAGACACGCGCCAACUCCUGUUCAUUGUCUGAACAUGAAGACAACUAUUCACAUUUCCUGCGGAAAGGACCACACUGCCAUUCUGACAAAGAAUGGUGCAGUGUUCACAUUUGGCUCUGGUCAAUAUGGACAGCUCGGGCACAACUCAUUCGGCGAUGAACUACGACCUCGGCUUGUUGCAGAGCUCUGGGGGGCACAGGUCACCGAGAUUGCUUGUGGACGGCAUCACACAUUAGCGUUGACGGACUCAAAGAGGGUCUACUCCUUCGGGUGUGGAGAGCAGGGGCAGCUGGGACACGGAAAAGACAGUCAUCCGUCCGUGGUGCUACCGGUUCAACUGCCACAGGACACGGAUGAUGCUCGAAUUAGAAACAUCUUCGCAGGAGGAAACUGUUCAUUUGCAACGUGCGCGUCUAUUGAGCAGGACGUUGGCGAGGAGGCGAACGCCGGCGGCGUCAACAACAAAACACAGCAUUGUCUCGAUGACAUGAUUGACAAAUGGACCUCCGAAUGUGAUUCAAAGCAAUGGAAAAAGAUCAAACGGGAAAUCUGCAGAACGUUCUCCUCUGCAUCCUGUCUGAAUACAAGCUUCCUUGAGCAAAGCAAAGACAAACAUUUCCAGACUUCACCAAGGUACUCGGGCUUGAACUUGUCAGUUGCACGACUCGCUUUUGAGAAACUGGUGAAGAAGGACAAGGUUUUUGCCGAGGUCGAGGCUGCUGUCCUGCUCUUGCUUCCUUCCCUUGAGAAGAAGCCAUUGGGGGUGGAGGGGCUGAGGAUCUAUCUGCUUCUCAAUGAGCUCCUGCAUGUGAUCCAGAGCCACGAACAGCGUCGAACGAGCACAACUCUCGCUGAGGCGGUUGCUGCUGCCGUCCUAAACUUGUCAGCUGACAGUCUCCAGGUCAUAGGGGACUGGUGGUCCUCACUGCCGCCCUCCACCAUGGUUGAACAUGUUAAUGUGUGGAAGCAGGCCCUCUCAGUGAUCCUGUCCUUAAAGCCUGUUUCUCUCAACUCUGGAGUCAGAAACCUGCUGCUAGUCCUCCAGUACAUGUACAACGUCAACAGCAGGACUGCAGAACCUAAAAGGAUGCCAGAAACCGACUUCUGUUUGUUGAUUGACAAAAACUUUCUCAUUAUGGAUCUGCAGCUUUGGAUUUUACGGUCACAACUCAAGUAUAUGGAUGCUGAGCCUCUUAUCCUGUGUAGCUUUCCAAUUCUGAUGGAUCUGGGGUCAAAGAAAUUUGUUUUUGACCUGAAUGCUAGGUACACCAAGGUGAAAGAAAUGAAUUGCAUGAUUUACUGGAAACCAUUUUGGGAAUGGCAAUGGGCUCUGCCACUGCCUCAAGACCUGCUCUUUGAACUAGACCUGAGGCGAGCAUCGGUUUUGGAAGACACCUUUAAACAACUUGCUGCUGUUUCUGCUGCUGCUGAUCCCACUGAUCCCGCUGAUCCCAAUGAAUACAAGUUACCACUUGCGGUUUAUUUUGAUGAAAACUUCACAAACGUAGAUGAUCAGUAUCUCUACAGAAAAGACUUUUUUCACGAAGUGUUUCAUGAGAUGAUGUCAGCUGAAUCUGGGAUGUUCAUGUUCAACGACUCCAAAACACUGGCAUGGUUCCCCUCCACGGCAACAGAGGAGGACCAGAGAUACUUCCAGUUUGGGGUUCUGUGCGGAUUGGCUUUGUACAACCAGUACAUCAUACACUUACCCUUCCCGCUGGCUCUGUUCAAAAAGCUGCUGGGUGUAAAGCCCUCAUUGGGGGACAUGAUCGAAUUCAGCCCAUGCGUUGGAGAGAGUCUGCUGAACAUCCUGGAAGUCUAUGAAGAUGAUGUCAUAAAAAACCUCUACAUGGACUUUGUAAUCAACUGGGAUGGCACAGAGGUUGACCUUGAUCCUAAAAAUCCAGAGAAGCCACUGACGGGGGAAAAUAAGAAGGAGUUUGUGGAUGCCUAUGUGACUCAUGCCUUCAAUACAUCAGUGGAGGGCGUGUUUCAGGAGUUCAAGCGAGGCUUCUUCCAGGUGUGUGAUCAGGAUUUGGUGAAGCUGUUCCGACCAAAGGAGCUGCAGGAAGUGCUGGUGGGCAAAGACUUCCAUGACUGGGCAAAGCUGAAACAGAACACAGGUUAUGAGGGGGUGUACAAUACCACACCACCACACCCCACCAUACAGAUGUUUUGGGAGGUUUUUGAUGAACUAACUGAGGAUCAGAAGAAAGCUUUCCUUUGGUUCGUGACUGGCUUCGAAAGGGUGCCCAUUCUUGGCAUGGAAACGAUCAAGAUGACAGUCCAAGUUAAAGGAGUUGGGGACCUCUCUUAUGACAAGUACUACCCUCAGACACAUACAUGUUCCUCAAUCCUGGAGCUGCCCUUAUACUCAACCAAGGAGAUCAUGCAAACCAAGCUUACUGAGGCCCUGAGCAACAAUAGAAGAAUCUACAAGUGAUGGAGGGUCUGCGCUGUGACUGUAUCUGUACUGAACAGAGGACUUAACAUUGUAAUAGAGCACUUUGUAAAUGGCUGAACAAGGAGCAGCCUUUGUAGCUACUGCUAAUAUGUGUAUUAGCAAACGUGAAGGGUUUUAUAUUCUUUAUAAUGAAGAUGUGUUGUGGAUGUACAUUAAAAAAUGCUUGAUUCAUAGUGAAAACAUGGAUAUAGAUAGUGUAUAUGUAUAAACUGUAUCUGUUGCAGGGGAAUCUUAAGUGACUUUUGUGUCUCAUCUCCUCAGGCAAUAAAGACUGUGAUAGAGUUUUUUAUUUUGGGGCCAAGUUGCACAAAAAGUAUUCCAGUAUUCCAGUAUUUAAACAAUUUUUUCUUCCAGUUCACUUAUUAUUUUCAGCAAUUAAACUGUGUACUGUUAUACCA
Messenger RNA from Anarrhichthys ocellatus (wolf-eel), 3583 nucleotides. Its product is annotated as probable E3 ubiquitin-protein ligase HERC3. The transcript has 23 exons. Bases 69 to 3164 code for a protein of 1031 amino acids. Gene Ontology annotation, molecular function: ubiquitin protein ligase activity. The record is from RefSeq and is a predicted model, not a curated record. Gene Ontology annotation, cellular component: cytoplasm. NCBI's taxonomy places the organism in Eukaryota, Metazoa, Chordata, Actinopteri, Perciformes, Anarhichadidae. Gene Ontology annotation, biological process: protein ubiquitination; ubiquitin-dependent protein catabolic process.